UGUAUUCCUGUGCUCGCAUCGCCAUCUUGUUGCACGGCUGUUUUUUUACGUUGGCGAGGAUCUCCCUCCACAUCGGCCGGACCGAGACCGCCCGUCUAGCUUGACCACACCUGCGGCGGUCAGACGAGCUCGGCGAACCGAGCCCCCGGCGCCACCCCGGAGGACAUUCGGGCUUUUUUUGUUUUAACCCCUCGGUGUUUGUGCGCGCUCCGUGUCCCGGGCCACCGGGCGCCGGUCUUCUGGGCUCACCUACCAUGAGCAUCGACACCCUCCUUGAGGCGGCCAGGUACCUGGAAUGGCAAGCCCAGCAGCAGCAGCAGGUCUCACGUGAAGAAGAGGACCUCAAGAAGACGUUCAUCAAAUGUCCAGAGUCCAGAAUCACAGAGCUUGUGACCUUGUCGUCGCCUCCAAUCAAAGUCGACCGCGGCGAGGAUUCUGACCACAAGCUUCCCCGCCCCCUCCUAGCCCCGCCCCCUCCCUCACUCCCACCUCCUCAGGUUCCCAUCGCCGUCAUCCCCAUGGUCCCCGUGGUCACCGCGACCCCCUCAGUUCCUCCUCUUCCUCUCACCACGCAGAUCGCUGCGGCGGCCACGGCCCUCAAAAGUUCCCCGCCGGCCAAGAACGCUUCGCCCCCUCAGCUUCAGCACCAGCCCCCGGCCUCGCACCCCCUGCUGUGUGGCCCCGACAUCAAGUUAGAAAGCAGCCCCCCAGUGGUUGGAUUAAAAACCAGCCAGUCACAGACUCAGAUUGAGAUUAAGUACUCGGCCUCCAUCACCACCAACGGUUCUGGCUCUCAUCACGCACUGGCCCCUCAUCAGGCUCCACCCGCGUCUCAGCCACGGCCCAACGGCGUGCUGAUGGAGGACAUGAGGACCAUGGAAGGGAAGAGGAGACCAGGAGGAGCUGGGACCAGAGAGGUGCACAACAUACUGGAAAAGCACAGGCGAGCGCACCUCAAAGAAUGUUUCGAGACACUAAAGAAGAACGUUCCCAACGUGGACGAGAAGAAAACCUCCAACCUCAGCGUCCUCCGCAGCGCCCUGCGCUACAUUCAGACUCUGAAGCGUAAGGAGAAGGAGUACGAGCACGAGAUGGAGCGCUUGGCCCGGGAGAAGAUCGCAACCCAGCAGCGGCUUGCCGAGCUGAAGAACGAGCUGAGCCAGUGCAUGGACGUGAUGGAGAUUGACAGAGUCCUGCGACAGACCAUCCAGCCGGAGGACGACCAGGCGUCCACGUCCACCGCCUCAGAGGGAGAAGACAACUUUGAGCAGGAUAUCGAUGACGAGGUUCCGGCGCCCGCCGCGCCUGCCCCCAAGCCAACACCUCCCGCCGUCAUCCAGGCCCCACCGCCGCCGCUCACCCCUCACCUGUCCAUACAGCACACGUCGCUGCCUCUCCCGGGGGUCUUGGCCACUCCCCCCUCGUCUGCUCCUCCCGCUCCUCCUCCUCCAGCCAUCGCUCCUGCUCCGCCCCCGCCUCCGCCCCCUCCACAGUCAGCCAUGACGGUGCAGCCCACGGUGAUCGCCCACGCGGCGGUCUCUCAUCCUUCCGUCAUUCAGGCUGUCAGUCACGCGCUGCCGACCAACCUCAGACAUUUGACCCACAUCGCUCCAUCCCCUGGCCCCGCCUCUUCCACACCGCAGCCCAGUGCAGCGGCGGCGCCGACCCACCAGACUAUCACAGCGCAGCCCAUCGGACAUAUCACCGUCCACCCGGUGACCCACCUGGGUGCUCAGCUUCCCCCCCACCUGCCCACCCUUUACCCCCAGAGUGUGUCCGUCUCCCAGACCACCAUGGUGAGUCACAUAGCCCACAGCUUCGCCCACCACACGCUGCCGCACGUCCACGCCAACCCUCAGGCGAACACUCCCGCGGGCCAGGUCAGCAGCGCUGCCGUGGUCAGCCACGGAGGGAAGCCCACCGCCGUGCUGGCCCCUCAUCCUCAGCCCAUCGGUCAGGCAGCCGUGCUUAACCCGGUCACCAUGGUGACGGUCCCGAUGUACCCCGUCAACACCCUUAAACUGGCCUGAAUCCAUCCACAGGGACGCCACACUCCAGUCACACGCAGGAUUCUGGAAGGAAACCCAGUGGGUGACCUAUGACCCUGUUUGAACUUGAACCUUUAGCACUAACACAAUAAGCUCAGUUUAUACUCAUCAUAAAAUCAUCCGUUUGUCAUCCAAUCAUGUUUAUUUCCCACCUGUUGCCGUGACAACGCAGCGUUUGUCCUUUUAUUGUUGGAAAAUGUCACUGAGGCUUUAAAGAGAGGAACAGGUUGGUUCCAAAAUAAUCCUCACAGGAGCCCUUCCACUGCACUUAAACGCCUGGAGAGAAGUAAAGGACCACCAGGAUGUUGGAGGGUAGCAAGGCAGGCUGGAGUUCUGGAGACAGAAACAAAACAGAUGGACAAACAUAGCUGAACAAACGGCUUUCACUGGCUGCGUUCUGAAGUGGGUCGAGCCUAUUCUCUUCUGGACUCAAACAGAACAACGGCUCCAUCCUCGGAUGCAGCUCAAACUUGGCUGGUGGAAUACAAAAGCAGCAACUUCAGCUCAAGUCACUUCCUACACGUUGAUGUCCCAGAAAACCUGCAGAGGAGAGUUUACCUUCGAAGUCUGGCUUAUUUCAGGUCGUCCGCUUCACUCUGGUGCAACAGCGCCCCCUGCUGGCCCCGCGGCCCCUCACUUUUUUAAGGUCUCAUCUUAGACGAAUCAAAUGAGCAGGAUGUGAUCAGGAACAAAUGUUUGAAACCGAUUUUUACAACUUCAUUCAGCGCUCCGUUUAAAAGUGUUUACAAAAAGUACAUCCUAAUGAUGUGCGUGAUGAAAACCAGCUUCACUGGCUCUCCACCAGGGGGCGUCGCUCUCGCUUCAGCUGACCACCGUUGAACUUCUGUCUGAGUCGGAAAGAUCCAUGUCCACAAGAGCUCUUUUAAAUGGCGUGUAUAAAGGCAGAGUAUCAUGGUUUGCCCUCAUCAGCGCUGACAUCUCCGAGAGGGGACGAUUUGAAGUCAGAAGUUGAUCGUAAUCUGUGACAUUCUUUCACAACAUGGACGCGGAGGUUGGCGUCACCCGUGUUUCUUGACCUCGCGCACAUCUGCGGCGGCGCUCCUGGCUGGUCACGCGGCUCCUCUCUUGUCUAGUUCAUCCUACUGUGUCUGUGGCAUGGCUGUGUGUGGUUGUGGUGUGGCCCUGUGCAUGAGGUGCUCUGGAGCCUCGACACUGUGACAGCCUUGGCUAAGCGAAUGAGUGACAACUGUCUUUUUUUUCUUUUCAGUCAGAAUGAGACGCCACACUUUGUUUUCAUGAUAAACUAAUACUGUCUGAUAUGGAAUUUUGUAAUAUUUGUAUGUAUGAAGCUUUGUACAUUUGUGAUGGUGUGCACGUUCUGGAGUGUAUGUAUCUCUGAAAACUUUCCAAAUGCUUGUUUCUGAUUUUAGUUGCAUGUAGAUCGCUCUUUCGUUCAGAAGGUGUUCGUUUGAUUUCGGGACCAUGUACAAUACUGUAUAACGUGGGCAGGAUCUUGGACCUCAUGCUACAUUGAUAUUAUAUAUUAAUACGAAAAUAAUGUUUUCCCUAUGGAGAAAGUUUUAAGUUAUAUAUGGCCUGCACACUUUGGGCUGCCUUUACAUCUAACUGUCCACUGUUGAUGAUGAUAACAAAUACAAAAAAAAUAUUAAUGAUGAAGAAUUAUGCUGAUGACAUAAAAGAUUCUUAAUAAAUCUUAUAACAUUUACAACAUAGUUCUGCCUCCGAGUCACUGUCAUUCAUAAACAA
Messenger RNA from Synchiropus splendidus (mandarinfish), 3776 nucleotides. RefSeq names its product MAX network transcriptional repressor b (gene mntb). The record is from RefSeq and is a predicted model, not a curated record. The transcript is spliced from 6 exons. NCBI's taxonomy places the organism in Eukaryota, Metazoa, Chordata, Actinopteri, Syngnathiformes, Callionymidae. Gene Ontology annotation, molecular function: RNA polymerase II cis-regulatory region sequence-specific DNA binding; DNA-binding transcription factor activity, RNA polymerase II-specific; protein dimerization activity. The coding region runs from base 255 to 2030 and encodes 591 amino acids. Gene Ontology annotation, biological process: regulation of transcription by RNA polymerase II.